CGUCUCAAUUUUUUUGAUCUCUGCGCUUUUUUGUAUUUGUUCAUCUGUUCACUGUUGACAUUUUGUUUUGUUUUUUGGUAUUUUAUACAUUAUUUACCAAAAUAUGUCUUUUGUUGUCAAAAAUGCCUGGGGGAGUAGAUGCUCGUUGGUGUAUUGUACCAGCCUUUGGUCAAACAACAAUGAAGAAUUACGGAUCUCAUUUUUUAAAUUUCCUAAAGACCAUUCAAGAUGUGCUUCUUGGGUGGAAAAAUGUGAAGCCAAAUAUUUACCGACCACAGAUCUCGAUAUUCUGCACAAAACUUUUAAGUUGUGUUCUUUACAUUUUGAAGAUGACAUGUUUCUAAAUACCUUGAAAAAUAGACUCAAGCAGACUGCAAUCCCUACAUUAUUUGCCAAAAAACCGGCUGAAUUUCAAAGUAAUUCUUUGGUUGGCUCAAAAAAUAUUAGCAUUUUAAAUCAAUCGACUGAAAGUAGUUCAAUGACCGAUGACAUUUGCUCAAUUGAUGACCAGCCAUCAUGUUCAACACCUGAUUCGUCUUCUUCACAGCCUGUUUUUGCCGAGAGUUUGUCUGUGUCUACUUCUACAGAAAUUUGUGAAGCAUCAACAGGUUCUCAAACUCCUGGGUAUUUGUCGCUGAAGACCCCCAGAAAAGUAACUCUUCGAAAACAACUUUCUAAGGCUCAUACCACAAUCAAAGAAUUGGAAAAUGAUGUGAAUCGUCUUACGGUUUGUUUGCAGCAUGCCGACACCAUUGAGAAUGUACUUCAAUUAGUUGAAAAGUAUAUUUCACCUUCAUUAUUUAUUGUGGUAAAAAAUAAUGUUCUUAAUAAAGACAAAACUCCAAAGGGAAGACGAUUUUCAAAUGAAAUUAAACAAUUUGCACUUACUAUCUAUUUUCUGGGUCCUAGUGUGUUUCAUUUACUUCAAAAAAAUUUUUGUCUUCCUUCUAUUAGAACUCUUAGAAAAAUAACUUCUAAAUAUGAAUUUCAACCUGGCCUUAAUGAUUUUAUGUUUAAUUUUCUAUCUUUCAAAACUAAAACUUUUUCUUCUGAUGCGUUAAAUUGUAUUCUCUGCGCGGAUGAAAUGUCAAUUAAAACAAACUUAUUUUAUAAUUUAUCUAAAGAUCAAAUAAUUGGUUUCAAUCAAUUAAAGUCUUGUAAAACAUAUGAUCCUGCCAAACAUGCCCUUGUUCUUAUGAUAAGAGGUAUUAAUUAUAAUUGGAAACAACCAAUUGCAUAUUAUUUAAUUUCCAAUAGUUGUACUGGUGGUGAUUUAAAUAAUAUAAUUGUUUCUACUAUUCGAAGACUUAAAAAUAUCAAUAUUAAUGUAAAAGCUUUUGUUACUGAUCAAGGUUCUAACUUUAUUAAUUUUUCCAAAAUCAAUAGUGUUACUCCAGAAGAGAGAUAUUUUGAAGUUGACAAUGAAAAAAUUAUAUAUAUCUUUGACCCACCUCAUUUAAUAAAAUCGACCCGUAAUAUGUUUUUUAAACACAAUUUAAUUGUUGACGAUGAAACAAUAGAUAAAAAACAUGUCGAUACUUUCUAUAACUAUGACUCAAAAUGUAAUGUACGAAUGGCUCCUAAAUUAACUUACGCUCAUAUUCAUCCCAGUCCUUUUGAAAAAAUGAAGGUGAGAUUAGCGGUUCAGGUAUUUAGUCAUAGUGUAGCCGCAGGGAUGUCAGCAGCUUUAAAUCAGGGUAUUCUACCAACCAACUCUAAAUGUACAAUCAAUUUUAUUAAUUUAAUGGAUAGAUUAUUUGAUAUUUUCAAUUCAUCAGAUACUCCUAAUAGUAAAAUAUUUAAUGAUCCUUUCAAAAAUGAUGGACAUCAAUUAGAUCAUUUAAAUAAAAUGGUUAAAAUAUUUAAAAACAUGAAGGUAAUUAAUAAGUUUAAAGAAUCUGAUGUGACUAAUAGAGUAAAUUUAUUAAUGGUUGGUUGAUUAGUAUAUC
Molecule: messenger RNA, 1949 nt
Organism: Aphis gossypii (cotton aphid)
Lineage: Eukaryota; Metazoa; Arthropoda; Insecta; Hemiptera; Aphididae
Exons: 3
Coding region: 104-1939 (611 amino acids)
Molecular function (GO): sequence-specific DNA binding
Source: RefSeq, a predicted model, not a curated record